This is a messenger RNA of Silurus meridionalis, 4486 nucleotides long. It is a transcript of the gene sin3b, whose product is annotated as SIN3 transcription regulator family member B. Gene Ontology annotation, molecular function: transcription corepressor activity. Gene Ontology annotation, biological process: negative regulation of transcription by RNA polymerase II. Gene Ontology annotation, cellular component: chromatin. The record is from RefSeq and is a predicted model, not a curated record. The transcript has 19 exons. Lineage: Eukaryota; Metazoa; Chordata; Actinopteri; Siluriformes; Siluridae. The coding region runs from base 480 to 4049 and encodes 1189 amino acids.
GCGCUCAGCUGCGGCCAGAUUUAAAGAGACAGGUUCGGGCUAGUUGUUAGUUGUUGAAAUAGUGACAAAAAUAAUAAAAAAUAAUAAUAAUAAAAAUUAGUAAUCACCGCCGCCAUCGUUAUUUCGAAGCUGGGAAUCUUUUUUUGUUGUUUGUAUGUAAAUAGAGUGGGUUUUUAAAAAAGAGAAACGCAGCGAUGCUCGGGUAGUUGGGCUAGUUUUUUCCUGAGCUGAGGGUCCGGCGGUGCUGCCACUUGGCCAAGAUUUCUCUUUCUUUCCUUAUUUAUUUAAUUUUUUCGCACAGCCAUCUGAUACAGCAAAUAUACAGCGAAACAAAGUGGGUAGGCGAAACUAGAUUACCGUUUUCUAGUUUUUUAUAUGUAACUUUGCCACACACACACAGAGGAGAGAGAGUGUGUGUGUUAAACCAAUAAAAUAAUCCCGGUUUGGUGUUUUGGUGGCUGCUGCUGCUCCUGAGCACAAUGGCGAAAAUUCAAGCUCACAGCAGCACCAAGCACAUCAACCAGAUCCAGGACAAAGCGUUCAGCGCCCAGAAACACCAGCAGCACUUCCAGAAACUGAAGGUAGAAGAUGCGUUAUCGUACUUGGACCAGGUUAAAAUCCGGUUUGCAAAUGAUCCUGGGAUUUACAACAAGUUCCUGGACAUUAUGAAGGAGUUCAAAUCUCAGAGUAUUGAUACACCGGGUGUAAUAAACCGGGUCUCCCAGUUGUUUCAUGGCCACCCGGACCUCGUGCUGGGCUUCAAUGCGUUCCUGCCUCCUGGAUAUCGGAUAGAAAUCCCAAAAAACGGAAUGGCCUUCCUGCAGUCGCCCUUCAGUCCGCAGCAGGUUUCUCCUGGCAAGGCAAAGAGCACAGAGUCGAGUUCAGCUCAGAGUGAACCAGUAACGUCGCCUCAGAGCACCUCGCCGACGCCUGGAGUUCCGCCUGAACCGCCGGGAAAAAUUGCCCUGCCACCGCCCAGCCAAUCGCAGCCAGCCACGUCGUCUGCGUCCCCUCCUGCUUCGGAGGCAAGUCCUGUCGAAUUUGACAGUGCCAUCAGCUAUGUGAACAAGAUCAAGAGCCGAUUCCUGGACCAUCCAGAAAUCUACAGAUCCUUUUUGGAAAUCCUGCACACUUAUCAGAAGGAACAGCUGGAGCUGAAGGAGAAUCGAAGCAGGGUGAGUUCGGGGAUGACGGAAGAUGAGGUUUUUUCCAAAGUGGCAAGUCUGUUUAAAGGACAGGAGGACCUGCUGGCAGAGUUCGGACAAUUCCUUCCUGACGCCAAGAGAUCGCUGUUUACUAGUGGCUCUUUAACAGGCAAAGAGCAGGUGAAGAAAAUGGACGAGGAGGACUUUAAUAAGCAAGGCAAGAAAAGGCCACGGCCACUUCUAAUGCCUCACAUGACGCCGCUGCUUAAGAAGAAAAUGAAGUUCUCCUGCUCCAAAGAUCAGUCUUUCGCCUCAGUCGGGAAGCACGGAGUUCUCAGAGAGUUCACUUUCUUCGACAAGGUUCGGCGUUUAUUUAAGAGUCAGGAGGUGUACGAGAACUUCCUGCGCUGCAUCGCCUUGUUUAACCAGGAGGUGGUGUCAGGAGCUGAGCUCCUGCAGCUUGUCACACCGUUCCUUGGGAAGUUUCCAGAACUUUACACCCAAUUCAAAUCGUUUCUCGGCGAGAAGGAGCUUUCGCACUCUGUGUCUGGCCUAUCAGAGCGCUAUAUGGAAGGGGGCGGGGCCAGGGAGGUGGACUACGCUUCCUGUAAGAGACUCGGUUCAAGUUACAGAGCUCUGCCUAAAACGUACCAACAACCCAAAUGCAGCGGGAGAACAGCGCUGUGUAAAGAGGUGCUGAACGAUACCUGGGUAUCCUUCCCAUCUUGGUCGGAGGACUCCACAUUUGUGAGUUCGAAGAAGACGCCAUACGAGGAGCAGCUGCACCGCUGUGAGGAUGAGAGGUUCGAGCUGGACGUGGUUCUGGAGACCAACCUGGCCACCAUCAGGGUUUUGGAGAGUGUGCAGAAGAAGCUGUCUCGUCUCUCACCAGAGGACCAGGACCGCUUCCGAUUGGACGAUUGUCUGGGCGGGACCUCUGAGGUGAUCCAGAGGCGAGCUGUGUAUCGUAUUUACGGUGAUAAAGCUCCCGAGAUCAUUGAAGGUCUGAAGAGAAACCCAGCGACUGCUGUACCUGUAGUUCUAAAGAGAUUGAAAGCGAAGGAGGAAGAGUGGAGAGAAGCUCAGCAGGGCUUUAAUAAGAUCUGGAGGGAGCAGUACGAAAAAGCAUACCUUAAAUCUCUGGACCACCAGGGGGUCAACUUCAAACAGAACGACAUGAAGGCACUGAGGUCCAAAAGCCUCCUGAACGAGAUCGAGAGCAUAUACGACGAGCGUCAAGAGCAGAGCACUGAGGAGGGCGGAGUUGGUCAGCAGGGUCGUGAAGGAGGCGGCGCCUGCAGUGAGCCUCACCUGAUCUUCUCCUACGAGGACAAGCAGAUCCUGGAGGACGCAGCGUCCCUCAUCAUCUAUCACGUAAAGCGCCAGCCCACCAUCCACAAGGAGGACAAAGACCAGAUUAAGCGCAUCAUCCACCAUUUCAUCCCUGACCUGUUCUUCUCUCGGCGUGGUGAGCUCAGCGACACAGAGGAGUGGACGGACGAGGAGGCAGACACAGAGGACGGGGGUGGGACUGCUGCUGGUACAAUUUCAGAGACGCAGACGGCAGCAGGGAUGGCAGAGCGAGGAGGAGGGGGAGGAGUUGCAGCAGGAGCAGGGCCUACAGGAAAUCAGCAGCAGGUGAACGGUGAGUCGAGGCGGCGACGGUGUGCGUCCCCGCGUGGGGUGGAGCAACAGGAGCAGCUAGAGCAGCAGAAAGAGCAGGACGGCAUCUACAAUCUGUUCUUCGUCAACAACAAUUGGUACUUCUUCCUGCGGCUUCACCAGACUCUGUGCUUGCGGCUGCUGAAGGUGUACAGACAGGCUGAGAGACAGCUGCUGGAGCACCGUGCUGAGCAGAGUGCAGAGCGCCUCCUGGUGGCCGAGGGACGUAGAGACAAGGCCACUGAUCUCGCCAUGGAGCUGCGACUUAAGCAACCCAGUGAGGUGGAGCUGGAAGAGUAUUACCCAGCGUUUUUAGACAUGGUGCGCAGUCUGCUGGAUGGAAAUCUGGAGGGGACACAGUACGAGGACACGCUGCGAGAGAUGUUCACCAUUCACGCCUACAUUGGCUUCACCAUCGACAAACUCAUUCAGAACAUCGUCAGACAGCUGCAGCACCUGGUGAGUGAUGAGGUGUGUGUUCAAGUAGCAGAGCUGUAUGUAUGUGAGCGGAGACGGGGCGCUGCAGGGGGAAACCUCUCCUCUCAGUGUGUGAGAGCUGCCUGGGAAACCAGCUACCAGUGGAAAUCUGAGAGAGUGAUGGCUGAAGAGAACUGUUUUAAGGUGAUGUUUAUUCAGAAUAAAGGUGAGGUGACUAUGACCAUCGAGCUGCUGGACACAGAGGAGGCUCAGGCUGAUGAUCCACUUGAAGUACAGUGCCUGAGCAACUACAUGGAACAGUUUGUUGGAACUGAUAUGUCCAUGUGUUCACAAGGGGAAGGUUAUUAUUUCAAGCCUGUAUUUUUGCCCAGAAACCUGCGUCAGUUCCGGCGCUGGCAGCUGCGACAGGUGGAGGCUCUGCGCAGUCGGCGUGAGCUGCGGGAUCAGCUGGGUGUGGAAAGCGCCGGAAACCUCGACUGUCGGUUUAAACUCAACACACACAAGAUGGUGUUCGUCAUGAACUCGGAGGACUACAUGUACCGCCGUGGUGCACUGAUCAAAGCCAGGAAGACUCACUUGCAUGUGUCUCGGCUACAACGUGAGCGUUUCUCUCAUUGGCAUGGCGCGUGGCAGAGUGAGCACGUCUCCCCCGCUGCCGCCCGCUCUGUCCACGCCUGGCUUCUCGGAGACGACCUUGACGACUUGCUACCCUGUAAGACCACUUGUGUGACAUCGCAGGUCAAAGGUCAAACGGUCAAUAGGUACCAGGUGCGGUACAGCAGCAAGGCCCCAGCUUCACCGUGAAUCACACCACAACAAGUUUCACCCAAUGCACACACACAGAAGGACAGAUGCGGUUGCAAUGAUGUAAUCAUGGCACGGACUUGAACAGCCAAUCAGAUGUGAACGAACGAAUGAAUGACAUUUUUUCCCCCCCAUUGUAGUUUUUAACAUAUGAAACCAGCCUUUUGUGUGUGUGUUCUGUAUGUGCACUUCUCUCGGUUGUAAGUGAAUGAGUAAAAUCAUCAGCCCUUGGAUGCUGGAGACUUAUAAAUGCUUAUUGUCUGAAUCAUCAUGUACCAUAUGACUCUCGCCAAAUCAUGCUUUUUUUUUUUGUUUGGUGUAAUUUUUACAUGUUAAAAACAUGAGAUGAAAUACAAGCGUUUUGCAGAGGAAUGUAUAACACAGAUCCUGUAUCAGUUAUCUUGAAAUAAAACAACCACGUUGUGCAGUUCUUACAA